CGGCCCCGCCCCGACCGGAAGAAGCGGCGGCACCCGGUGCUUAUAGGGCAGGGCAUGGGGGUGCCGCCACCGCCUAGUCAGCUCUACGUCGGCUGAAGUCCUGCCGCCGCGGCGCUGUAGUCGCGGCGCCCCCGCCCCGUCCUCUGCCUGCCCGCCGGCCCGCACCGCCCCCCCAGAGCCGGCCGGCCGGGCCCGGAGCCAGGCCCGAGUCCUCGCCAUGCCGGUCCGGCUGCUGCUGGCGCUGCUGCUGUCCGGCCUCGGGAUUUUUGGAAGUCCCAGCACAGUGACACUUCCCGAAACCUUGUUGUUUGUGUCAACCCUGGAUGGAAGCUUGCAUGCUGUCAGUAAGAGGACGGGCUCAAUCAAAUGGACUUUAAAAGAAGAUCCGGUUCUGCAGGUUCCAACGCAUGUGGAAGAGCCUGCCUUCCUCCCAGAUCCCAAUGAUGGCAGCCUGUAUACACUUGGGGGCAAGAAUAAUGAAGGCCUGACGAAACUUCCCUUUACCAUCCCAGAGCUCGUACAGGCAUCCCCAUGCCGAAGUUCAGAUGGAAUUCUCUACAUGGGUAAAAAGCAGGACAUUUGGUAUGUUAUUGAUCUUCUGACCGGGGAGAAGCAGCAGACUUUGUCAUCGGCCUUUGCAGACAGCCUCUGCCCAUCAACCUCUCUGCUGUAUCUCGGGCGAACAGAGUACACAAUCACCAUGUACGACACCAAAACCCGCGAGCUCCGGUGGAAUGCCACCUACUUCGACUACGCGGCCUCACUGCCGGAGGACGACGGGGACUACAAGAUGUCCCACUUUGUGUCCAACGGCGAUGGGCUGGUGGUGACCGUGGACAGUGAAUCUGGCGACGUCCUGUGGAUCCAAAACUACGCUUCCCCUGUGGUGGCCUUUUAUGUCUGGCAGCGGGAGGGUCUGAGGAAGGUGAUGCACAUCAACGUCGCAGUGGAGACGCUGCGCUAUCUGACCUUCAUGUCUGGGGAGGUGGGCCGCAUCACCAAGUGGAAGUACCCGUUCCCCAAGGAGACGGAGGCCAAGAGCAAGCUGACGCCCACCCUGUAUGUCGGGAAAUACUCUACCAGCCUGUAUGCCUCCCCCUCCAUGGUGCACGAGGGGGUCGCCGUUGUGCCCCGGGGCAGCACACUUCCUUUGCUGGAAGGCCCCCAGACUGACGGGGUCACCAUUGGGGAUAAAGGGGAGUGUGUGAUCACGCCCAGCACAGACCUAAAGUUUGACCCUGGGCUCAAAGGGAAGAGCAAGCUCAACUACUUGAGGAACUACUGGCUUCUGAUAGGACACCAUGAAACCCCCCUGUCUGCGUCUACCAAGAUGCUGGAGAGAUUCCCCAAUAAUCUGCCCAAACAUCGAGAAAAUGUGAUUCCUGCCGAUUCAGAGAAGAAGAGCUUUGAGGAAGUUAUCAACCUGGUCGAGCAGACUUCAGAAAACGCGCCCACCGCCGUUUCACAGGAGGUGGAGGAGAAGUUCGAGCAUGCCCCCGCUAAGCCCGAGGCCCCCGUGGACUCUGUGCUGAAGGACAUAGCCACCAUCAUCCUGAGCACCUUCCUGCUCAUCGGCUGGGUGGCCUUCAUCAUCACCUACCCCUUGAGCAUGCAUCAGCAGCAGCAGCUCCAGCACCAGCAGUUCCAGAAGGAGCUAGAGAAAAUCCAGCUCCUGCAACAGCAGCAGCUGCCCUUCCAUCCCCCUGGAGACGUGGCUCAGGAUGCUGAGCUCCUGGACUCGUCCGGCCUGUACUCAGAGAGCUCGGGCACCAGCAGCCCCAGCACGUCCCCCAGAGCCUCCAACCACUCGCUCCACUCCAGUGGCUCUGCCUCCAGGGCUGGUGCCAGCCCCUUCCUGGAGCAGGACGAUGAAGAUGAGGAAACCAGCAUGGUGAUUGUUGGGAAGAUCUCAUUCUGUCCCAAGGACGUGCUGGGCCACGGAGCUGAGGGCACGAUUGUGUACCGGGGCAUGUUCGACAACCGCGAUGUGGCCGUCAAGAGGAUCCUCCCCGAGUGUUUCAGUUUCGCGGACCGUGAGGUCCAGCUGCUUCGGGAAUCAGACGAGCACCCCAACGUGAUUCGUUACUUCUGCACGGAGAGGGACCGGCAGUUCCAGUACAUUGCCAUCGAGCUGUGUGCGGCCACCCUGCAGGAGUACGUGGAGCAGAAGGACUUCGCCCACCUUGGCCUGGAGCCCAUCACCUUGCUGCAGCAGACCACCUCAGGCCUGGCCCAUUUGCACUCCCUCAACAUUGUUCACAGAGACCUGAAGCCCCACAACAUUCUCCUGUCUAUGCCCAACGCACAUGGCAGGAUCAAGGCCAUGAUCUCUGACUUUGGCCUCUGCAAGAAGCUGGCUGUGGGCAGGCACAGUUUCAGCCGCCGCUCAGGAGUGCCUGGCACAGAAGGCUGGAUCGCUCCGGAGAUGCUGAGCGAGGACUGUAAGGACAAUCCCACCUACACAGUGGACAUCUUCUCUGCGGGCUGUGUCUUUUACUAUGUGAUAUCUGAGGGCAGCCACCCUUUUGGCAAGUCCCUGCAGCGGCAGGCCAACAUCCUCCUGGGCGCCUACAGCCUCGACUGCUUACACCCGGAGAAGCAUGAAGACGUCAUUGCCCGGGAAUUAAUAGAGAAGAUGAUCGCAACGGAUCCUCAGAAACGCCCCUCUGCGAAGCAUGUGCUGAAGCACCCGUUCUUCUGGAGCCUGGAAAAGCAGCUCCAGUUCUUCCAGGACGUGAGUGACCGAAUAGAAAAGGAAUCCCUGGACGGCCCGAUAGUGAAGCAGCUGGAGCGCGGCGGGAGAGCCGUGGUGAAGACGGACUGGAGAGAGAACAUCACCGUCCCCCUGCAGACAGAUCUGCGUAAAUUCAGAACCUAUAAAGGUGGCUCUGUCCGCGACCUUCUCCGAGCCAUGAGAAACAAGAAGCACCACUACCGGGAGCUCCCCGCGGAGGUGCGGGAGACGCUGGGCUCUCUCCCCGACGACUUUGUGCGCUACUUCACGUCCCGCUUCCCCCACCUCCUCCCCCACACCUACCGGGCCAUGGAGCCCUGCAGCCACGAAAGGCUCUUCCAGCCUUACUACUUCCACGAGCCCCCAGAGCUCCGGCCCCCCGUGACUCCAGACGCCCUUUGAGCCAGGGUGGCUGCCGUUCUGGUGGCCCCAGCUGUGACUGAGGGCCUGGUCUCUACCAGCCCGAGCCUGAUGCCUCCCGGCUUAGCAGGGAGACCAGGCCCCCAAACCAAGUGCCUUGAGCCUGCUCUACAGCCAGCAGAAGAUGAUGCUCACCCCAGGAAGUGGGGAACACGACCCCCCCCCCCGCCUUGGCCUGUAGGAUGCUGGGAAGCUGUUGGCCAUGAAAGCUUUACGUUCGGGGGUCCUCUGCCGAGGAGGGCCCGUCGCAGAGGCAGCGAAGGAGGCAUCCUCCACCUCCUCGUGGACACACGUGCUUCAGACUUACACUUGUUUGUAAACUUCCUAUUUGAUGUCGGCCUAUGAGGAAGAGAGAGGAGGGAGUGCUACGUUUUGCCUACAGGCAGGACCAGGAGCAUCUCUCUCCUCGACCAGCUAGGCUGAGACGCACUCAGUGCAGCCUCUGCUCGGAGUGGGGCUCCAGAGGUGAGCGGCGCUAAGGAGGAGGAAGACGUUCAGAGGGAGUCGUUCCCCAGGGAUCACAGAUGCCUCACUCAUUGUGAACGUGCCCAAAGCCUCCCAGGUCACCAUAACCAGUGUUCCCUGGGGGCAGCGAAGAGUCUGGAGUGUGGGGCGUGGCAUUGGGACAGAUCAGCACCACAUGCCCCAGUGGCCUUUGGUGGAUUUGGGGGGGUGCUUAGGAGCAUUUGGGGGCGAGGGGUGAUAAGUUCCCCAUCAUGAAGAGCAGCACCCAGGCGAGAGCAGGCCAAAUGGGACCCUCUCAGCCACCCUGGGAGAGCCCUGGGCCAGCAGGUGGGCAAUGAGGUUCCCCCAUCCCUGGAGCCAGCAGGACAGGCCAGGGGGGCGGAGCCAAGGCCAGGGUCACCACUUGCUUCAUGGGCAGGUUUUUAUGUUUCUCCUGGCAGAUUUUAAUAACUUUCUCUUUUGAACAUACUGUAGAAUGCUGCGUUAGCAUAGGUAAGCUGAACUUGAAGUUUACUUGUGAAGAAGCUAAAUGCAAGAUCUAUAGUACACUUUCUCUUUUGUGUGGCACCAAAAGUCUCCAUCCCCUCCAGAAAGAGCGUUCGUGUUCAGAACGUGCUCUACUGCUGAGGAGUAAAACAUUAGAGCAAGGCUAUAUACAUCCAUUAAACAGCUUCGAAGUGAUAUUCUCUACAUUAUGUCAAUACCAUCUUUUUUUUCCUAAAACUAGUUUAAUUUUUAACUUUAGUUUCAGUCAAAAAUUCCUCUGUCUUUUCUCUACCGAGAGCCUUAGCAGUUAAGUGAGAUCAGGGUACGAAGUAAGGAGAUGUCUCCCGUGUCCUUUGUCCAGCCGGGUGAGCACAUCAUCACGCUGCCUUCAGUGCUGGCGACCGACCUCCGAGACUCCACUCAGGAGCGAGGGUGUACUGACGGACCGAGAACUCACUGUUUCUUCUGUGACGUGCUUGCUGAUGGAUUUGUACGAGGGCCUUCUGCCUUCGUAGAAUUCAGUUCCCUUUCAUAAUGCCUGAAGUCACUUUUUUUCUUAAAUUAGCAUUAUCCUGCGUCUUUAAACCUCAUCAGUUACCUCAUUGAUACCUUGGAACCCUGGCGUUUUUGGCUGACAUCGUGGUAUCUUCUGCCAUACUUCCCGUUUUUCAGGAACACGGCCAGACGCCUCUCCUCUCCCUGCUCUGAUGCACCCGCACCAUUGUCUGUAUGGCUCUGUGGUUGGUCACUUCACAGCCGGGCCUAAGUGGUGAUGGCCUGCCAGGAAGUCAGGCGGAGAAGGUGCCACAAGGGACGAACAGGGCCGUCGGCUCUCUGUGCUGCCGGGACCUGGCCUGCUUUGGUCUCAUGGCUGAACAGUGUCCUGGGGGGGAGUAGUCAGGUCACUUCUGGCUGCCCAGGGUUUGUGUCCUCUCCCUAUCUGGGCCCACCUUGUCUCCAGGACGGCUGUUUUUUAAAUGCCUUUUCUCUUUAUCGCCUUCAUUUCUAACCACCCACCUUUCUCAAACUCCUGUAUUCGAUGUAUUUUAUUUUGAGUAGUCACUGUGUGAGCCAGGCAGGAUCCUGGGUGCUAGGGAUGCAGAGGUAAACAAGAUAGGCAAAACCUCUGCUUUUUAAAGAGUGUGGAGUGAGAGAGAAACUAAGAAAGUAAGCAGAAAGUAAGCACCAGUGCUCCCGGAAAAGCCAGAGGGUGGGCAAGGGCAUUUGUUUGCUGUUCACACUUCUUUCUUAAAGCUGCCUGUGACCCAGAACCCGUCUGAUCUGGUCAAGUCUGCUCCGUUGGCCUUCUGUCCGUCGCUUUUUGGAAUCUGGUCACUCAUCAGUCCCUCGGGUGGUUUGAAGAGGUCUCUCGUGUGGGCACUUGUCGUGGAAACACCUUGGGCAUCAUCUGCUAUAUCUUGUUCUAAUCUGUAGAAUUCUGGUUUCCUGUUGUGCUCAGCGUAGCGGGAAGGCGUCUUUUGCUAGAACAGGGUUUUUCAGCCGUGUGCAUCGCGUAGCAGCCGAGCUAUUUGAUCUUUAGUGUGAUUUCUAGAAGGCUGUUUAACUUUUUAGAAGUACGCUACUUUCAUUUUUUCCGACAGAAUUUAGUCGCAUCUGUUAGGAACCCCAGGGACACUCUCAUUAAAUCUUGUCUUGAA
Messenger RNA from Leopardus geoffroyi (Geoffroy's cat), 5763 nucleotides. RefSeq names its product endoplasmic reticulum to nucleus signaling 1 (gene ERN1). The record is from RefSeq and is a predicted model, not a curated record. Gene Ontology annotation, molecular function: protein serine/threonine kinase activity; ATP binding; RNA endonuclease activity. Gene Ontology annotation, cellular component: IRE1-TRAF2-ASK1 complex. The transcript has 22 exons. Bases 218 to 3136 code for a protein of 972 amino acids. NCBI's taxonomy places the organism in Eukaryota, Metazoa, Chordata, Mammalia, Carnivora, Felidae. Gene Ontology annotation, biological process: intrinsic apoptotic signaling pathway in response to endoplasmic reticulum stress; mRNA processing; IRE1-mediated unfolded protein response.